UGUAAAAAAGAAGACAAAAUCUGGACAGGCGGCUGAUUCAGGACGAACAUAUAUAUAUGCACGUCAAUUAUCCUUCCUCCAGAAAAAUAUAGGCUCCGCAGAAACCCAAUGCAGCCUUCCAACUGAGAAUGAAAUGGAGCCUGAAGAAAGGCCAUCAGAAGAAAUAUCUGAUGAUCCAAAUUCGAGCCAUCGUCAAUUCGAUGAAAAGCAGUGUCCAAAACGAAGAAAAACUGGCAAACGGACUCUUGAAGAAGCGUUAAUAAAUUUCAUCAACACUCCUCCGCAAAUUCCCCAACCACAACAGGUGGAUAUCAAUCCCGAUCGGGCAUUUUUUGAAAGUCUAUUGCCUUCUGUUUCACUUUUCACCGAAGACCAGAAGUUGGAAUUUCGUUGCGAGGUGUUGAGCACCAUUAAAAGAAUUAGAUUGGGUGCUGUACCAACGCCACCUGCUUAUCAGCAAUAUCAGCAGCACCAUCCUCCACCGACGUUUUUACCCCAAACACCUAUGUAUCACCAUCAGCCGACUUUUGCAAGCUCGGCCACCAUUACCUCCAACUCAAUCUUCCCCAGCACUUUCUUCCACUUCGGAGUCUCAAAUUGAGCCUGAC
Agrilus planipennis (emerald ash borer) is the source of this 608-nucleotide messenger RNA. RefSeq lists its product as uncharacterized. The transcript has a single exon. The record is from RefSeq and is a predicted model, not a curated record. Bases 134 to 601 code for a protein of 155 amino acids. NCBI's taxonomy places the organism in Eukaryota, Metazoa, Arthropoda, Insecta, Coleoptera, Buprestidae. Gene Ontology annotation, molecular function: DNA binding.